GCCAAACAUGAGGGGGUGGUGGUGGCGGCAAGACAACAAAGUGUUUGUCCACGAUAAUUCGCCGCUCUUAUUGGCUGUCUGGUUGCAUAGAUUAAGAAUCAUCACAGAGUGGACCACAGCUCCAUAAAACACGGUUCAUCGGUGUAAUUUGACUUGACAGUGGACACCCACGUUUUUCUGUAGCUAAACACUGCAUAACAGCUGGUUAUCCCAGUAAAGAUGAUGCCCUACUGUGGAUUACAGUACCAUUCAUGACAAUGACACACCCACCAAGUAAAUGCACGCACCAAGCAGUUCUUCCACAUGAUCUCUGACAGGACAUCAAGUUGGACUAAACCUCACAACCAACGCUCACUGAAAACACCCUAGUUUCAAAAUCAACUCGAUGCUCAUGGAAAGAACAACCUCACAAAGACUUCAAACCUAAAUCAACCUCAUACAGUAUGUUGGUUGGAAGGAAAUGCCCCCAUUUGGCCUACUGCGGCCCCGUAAUCCCUCUCGCACACGAACCCGAGCAGGACUAGAACCCUCACCUCCACCCCGUUGCCUUGGCGACCAACGACCAUGUCGUACCGCACGCCCAAUUUCACCAUGCAGCAGAAGCUCUACUUCCUGCAGAGGAUCCAGGGCGUGGUGCACACAGUCCAGGACUUCAGGAAGGACACCAACACUACUGUGCACCGCAACGCCGUGUGGGCCGAGGUGGUGGAAGCCUUCAACACUGCCUUCCCCGACCGGCCACCAAGCUCGGUGGGCACCAUGAAGACCCUGUGGAAGAGGCUGAAGGUGGAGAGCCGCCAGGCGCUGCACCGGCGUCAGGAGCAGAUGGUCGCCGGCAUGCCUGUCACAGCCCUGACCGAGGUUCAGCGGGAGAUUACGGCCAUGGUACCCAACCUCAUCUCCAACCAGGACGACAUGGACGGAGAGGUGUACUACACCGGCCUCGGGCCUGGCUCCCCCACAGCAGACGGUUCCAAUCUCUGUCUCGCUGUCUGCCUGUGUGACCUAGUGACGUGUACUGCAGCGACCAGUGGGAGUGACCAGGACGAUGCUGAUAACAGUCACAAUGAGGAGAGCGAGAGUAAAGACCAGGUAGCCAUGAGCAUCGGCAUCGCCUCCUUCACGGCACUAGCAGGAAGUGACGGACCCCACCGGAUCCCCUUCUCCACCAGCCAGCCCAACGCCUCCACUCUCACCCACAGUGAAACCUCCUGGUCUGGGACAUCCCCGUCCUUCCUCCCUCCACCCAUCCCAUCUGCCUCAUCCUCCAACCUGUUCACCUCUUGCCCCGUGAACUUUGACCUGCCCUACGUCCCCCGGGCCGCCCCGCAACCCUUCACCUCUCUGGCAGCGGCAGCAGGGCGGGGGUCUGAGGACCCACGGUACGGGCCGCGCAUGCUGGAACUGUCGGAGUUGGAACAUGAGCAGAGGAUGAGAGUCCUACAGAUGGAACAGAAGGUUUUAGAAGACAAGAGGAAGGCGGUGAGGCAGAAAGAGAAAGCCUACAGGCUAAAAAAGAGAUACUACCAGGCUAAGCUGAAGAAGAUGGGGGAAAAGGUACGACUGUGCUCGAGUAGCGAGGACACUGAGGGCGAUGAUCAAAUAAUUUGACGGUUAUUUUGUUGCAUUUAUGUUUUUAUGAAGAUGAUUUUUUUUAAAGUUUCUGACAGUUUCAGGUAUUUGUGAAAACUUUAGUAAAAUCUUUUUUUGGUA
Molecule: messenger RNA, 1713 nt
Organism: Oncorhynchus nerka (sockeye salmon)
Lineage: Eukaryota; Metazoa; Chordata; Actinopteri; Salmoniformes; Salmonidae
Gene: fsbp
Exons: 4
Coding region: 565-1611 (348 amino acids)
Source: RefSeq, a predicted model, not a curated record